AUGUCUUCCGGCAAGGGGGAUUCCCCGAUGGACCUUCCAGAUGGAGAGAACCAGUCUACAACGCCGGCACUGACGAAAUCUGCCGAGGCCGGCAUUAUUCCUGAAGAAGUGACGGCCCAAGGCGGCUCGGGCAAACAACGAGUGGCGAUCAUCCUUUUAGGGCUCGGACUCAAUGUGUUUCUCGCUGCACUGGAUAUCGUAAGUCUGCCUAUCUUGAAUCUGAAUAAUGUGUUUGAAGACGAAAAGGCUAAGGGGGAGAAAAAAAAGACGAUCGUCUCCACCGCAUUGCCCAAGAUCAUUGCCGACUUCAACGCUUCCGACUCGGCAUAUGCGUGGAUCGCCUCGGCCUAUUUACUGGCCAACGCAUCAUUUGUCGCCCUAUGGGGUCGAGUUAGUGAUAUCUGGGGCCGAAAGCCUAUUCUUACUCUCUCCAUCGUGCUGUUCCUUGGCGGAAGUUUAAUUUGUGGACUGGCAAUUCAUGUCUCCAUGUUAAUUGCCGGCCGUACAUUGCAAGGAGUGGGAAGCGGCGGCAUCACCGUCCUUGCCAAUGUCUGCGUCUCAGACUUGUUCGACGUACAACGCCGGGCGGCUUAUCUAGGCAUUUUUGGUGCGACCUGGGCUAUCGCGGGAGCUGUAGGUCCGGUCAUCGGUGGUGCUUUUACCUCCUAUGUGACUUGGCGAUGGUGCUUUUAUAUCAACCUGCCAGUGGGCGGCGUGGCAUUAUUAUUCCUCGUCUUCUUCCUGAGGGUGGACUCGAAUCGGAAGUCUUUGCGGGACGGCUUGGCCGCUAUCGAUUGGACUGGUAUCUGCCUUCUCAUCGGCGCAAUUCUCAUGCUCCUCAUUGGACUCGAAUUCGGAGGUGACCAGUAUCCCUGGGCGUCAGCUACCGUGAUUUGCUUGAUCGUCUUUGGGAUUGUGGCUCUGAUCCUAUUUGGGGUAAAUGAGUGGUUCUCUCCUGUGCCCAUCAUUCCGCCAGCCGUGUUCAACAGCUGGCAGAACAUCAUUCUCCUCUUGGUGAACUUCUUUCACGGCGCGGUCUUCAUUGGUGGGUGCUUUUACUUGCCAGUAUAUUUCCAGAAUAUCCUCCUGGAAAGUUCCAUCAUGAGCGGAGUUUUGCUUUUGCCCUUGGUCGGGGCACUCGCGGCAUCAUCAGGCCUAGCUGGAUGGUAUAUGCGAGCAACGGGACGGUUCCGCGAGGUGAUCAUCUUUGGUAUGUUUUUCACCACUCUCGGGUAUGGUCUUUACCUAGAUCUGAAGCCGUAUCACUCGUGGGCUCGCAUCGUCCUGUAUCAAAUGAUUGCCGGCGUUGGACUGGGUCCAAAUUUCCAAGCCACCCUCAUUGCACUUCAGGCAAAUGUCGACCCCUCAGAAAUGAGUACAGCCACUGCAGCCUUUUCCCUUGUUAGACAAAUGGCUGCUUCAAUCUCAGUGGUUAUCGGAACGGUCAUUUAUAACCACGGGGUACAACUUCACGAGAAUGCCUUGGCUGCGGCGGUGGGGUCUUCCCUAGCUGCAGAGAUCACUGCUGCAUCUACAGCCACUUCUAGCCUAACGAAAAAUCUGCCCACUGAUGAAAAAAAUGCGGUUCUCCGCAUUGUUAAUGAGGGUAUUUGGUAUGUUUGGCUACUUUAUACCUGCCUGUCGGGAGCCGGUUUGGUCAUAACCUGUCUUUUAAAGAACCUGAAACUUCAAGUUACAUCUUAA
This is a messenger RNA of Penicillium macrosclerotiorum, 1704 nucleotides long. RefSeq names its product MDR family MFS transporter. The transcript has 3 exons. The record is from RefSeq and is a predicted model, not a curated record. Gene Ontology annotation, molecular function: transmembrane transporter activity. The coding region runs from base 1 to 1704 and encodes 567 amino acids. Gene Ontology annotation, biological process: transmembrane transport. NCBI's taxonomy places the organism in Eukaryota, Fungi, Ascomycota, Eurotiomycetes, Eurotiales, Aspergillaceae.